This is a messenger RNA of Anguilla rostrata (American eel), 1286 nucleotides long. It is a transcript of the gene ppa1b, whose product is annotated as inorganic pyrophosphatase 1b. The record is from RefSeq and is a predicted model, not a curated record. Gene Ontology annotation, molecular function: magnesium ion binding; inorganic diphosphate phosphatase activity. Gene Ontology annotation, cellular component: cytoplasm. The transcript is spliced from 11 exons. Gene Ontology annotation, biological process: phosphate-containing compound metabolic process. Bases 132 to 1007 code for a protein of 291 amino acids. Lineage: Eukaryota; Metazoa; Chordata; Actinopteri; Anguilliformes; Anguillidae.
AGACACGCCUUCUUUAAGUGGUGGAGAAUUGCGCGUACUUAGUGCGAAUUUUACGGUACUUCAUUGACACAUAGCGCUUAAAAUCCGGUUGCACUGUUCUUUGAGGCAUUGCACAAAUUACCACAAUAAAAAUGAGUUUCACAACUGAAGAGAGAGGAAACCCCAACACGUCGAAUUACAGAGUAUUUUUCAAAAAUGCUGAAGGAAAAUACAUUUCUCCAUUCCAUGAUAUACCGAUGUAUGCAGAUGAAGCACAGAAUAUCUUCCAUAUGGUUGUUGAAGUACCAAGAUGGACAAAUGCAAAGAUGGAGAUUGCCACAAAAGACCCCCUAAACCCACUGAAGCAAGAUGUGAAAAAGGGCAAAUUGCGCUACGUAGCCAAUGUUUUUCCACACAAAGGUUACAUCUGGAACUAUGGAGCAAUUCCUCAGACCUGGGAGGACCCCGGGCACAAAGAUGGAGACACUGGUUGCUGCGGCGACAACGAUCCCAUUGACGUGUGUGAGAUCGGCACAAAGGUGUGUUCACGUGGAGAAGUCAUUAAGGUAAAGGUACUGGGAGUUCUGGCCAUGAUCGACGAGGGUGAAACCGACUGGAAAGUCAUCGCUAUCAACAUCGAAGAUCCUGAGGCGAAGGAGUAUAACAAUAUUGGGGACGUCAGAAGGCUGAAGCCAGGUUACCUGGAAGCCACAGUUGACUGGUUUAGAAGGUACAAAGUACCGGACGGAAAACCUGAAAACCAAUUUGCCUUCAACGGAGAGUUCAAAGACAAGGACUUUGCCAUUGAAACCAUCAAGACCACCCAUGGCUUUUGGAAAGCCCUCGUAUCCAAACAGACCAAUGCUGGAGGGCUGAACUGCAAAAACACCUGCAUCUCGGGGGGAGACAGUCCGCACUUCUGCUCGGAAGGGGAUGCCAAGGCAGUUGUUGAGGCAACAUGUCCUUGUGGAAAUGAAGAGCCCAUUCCUUGCACAGUUGACAAAUGGUUCUAUUGUGGGAAGAACUAAUCUUGAGAAGAGUACCUCCAAGGUGGACCAGGAUUUGAGGCACCUGUUUAGAACACGUACUUGAAACCCCCGGAAAACAAUAGAACUCAGAAAUCACUAUGGGGUGUGUCUGCGAAAAAAAACCAGAACAAAAACUAGAACAAAAUGAUAGGUAGGAAUCAUUGCUUGGCAAAUUAAUUUAAAUGUAUGUGCCAUUGAACUUGUGUAAUAGGCAGCUGAGCUACAAGUAGGCAGUGGUCUUAAAUGGCUGCUUUAAUAAAAUAAUUUCUGUUUAUGAGA